GAUAUAUAUCGUUCCAUGAUACGAAGGCUAGCUACCUUCGCGCAUUGGAGGUCAAUGUCGCUUGGGAGGUAUUCGAUAGGUCGGGUUCCAGGAAAGUUCAAGGGCAGCACUGACUCAACUUCAUUUCCAGUAAUGGACUCCGACUCCUACCAGGGGUCUGAACACGAGCCUAAGACAGACCUAAGCCUCACUGCUGAGCAGCCCCAGAGCCUCGCAACCACGGAAGAUGACACACUCCAGGGCGAAUCCUAUAUGCGAAUCCAGAUGCUGGAAUCCCAUCAAUCGGAUUUUGUACAAUCGUUAGGGUCAUUAGAUCCGCUACAGUCCGAGAUGAUUGGCACGUACAAGUGCAUGCCCCUUGUGCUCAAAGAAGACAGCAAGUGGGUUGUCCAAAAUAAAGACCCGAUCUUGAAUUUGCCCACAGAGUGUGUGCAAGAUCUUAAGGAUCAUUGCCAGGCUGCCGUGGAUUCGGGCUUCAUGUUGCUCUACGAUCAACUGGAGCGCGUCCGGUUGGCCAACUACGAGUUCCAGGCGACCCAACAGCUCCUAGUCAACCUAAAGAGUCUUCUGCUACGGAAACAUAACGAGUUUAUGGAGGCUCGGAUCUUAGAGACCACAAAGACUCACAACGAACAGAUGCAUCGGCUCCAGGCGGACCUCGAGGUAAAGUUGAAGGCGGAGCAGGACAAAUAUCUCCCGAAGUUGGAGAAGCUGCAGAAAUUGCUCCGGGACUGCGAGGCACAAAGAGACGAUUACGAAAGGCAGCUGAAGCAUAAGGACGACACCAUUGAAUCAAUAAUGGCUGAAUCAAACAAGAAAAUGUCUCUUAAUUUGAAUCUGGAGCAUCAAUUGGCGGAGUCGAGUGCUGAGCUGGCCCGGACACGGAACGAGCUCGUCGAGAGCAGGGAGCAUAUGGCUUAUCUGGAGGCCGAAUGGAAGGAGGAACACGAGGACCACGAAUCAGAGGAGAGCACUCAGAGUGUACAGCAGGCGUUUAUAGAUCUGGAACAUGUCAAGUCAGAGCUAUAUGAGUCCCAGCAGCUGGUGGGCGAGAUGAGGGCACAAGCGAAACGCGACGACUUGAUGAUAUGCCGGUACACCGAGGAAAUCAAUACCUGUCGUCUGAAGGAAACUGACAGCCAAAGAGCUUAUCAAAAACUUUGUUUGGAAUCUGCCGACAAGGACGUACAGAUAAAUAAGAUGCGCCUCAAGCUAGACUUGAUGGAGGAGCAGCUAAGCCAUGCCUAUGAAAAACAGGCGCUCCAGAAGCAGGAAAUCAAACGCUUGGAGGAGUUUUCAAAAGUGUCAGAGGAGGAAAAUGCUCGCGUCACGGUCGAAAGGGACCAGUAUCAGUUAGCCAAAAACACUGAGAAACAGCAGGUUGAAAACCUAACGCAGCAGCUUCAGGAAUUUGUAGACUUUCUUCUUAGCAAAGGGAAACCCCCAGCUAUCAUUGAAGGUCUCAUCCACGUUUGCAAUAGAUGUGGCUGCAUACAUCAACGGCAGCAUCAAUCUAGAUCCACAGUCGCGUAAGUUGGGGAAACGCAGGGAGCGCAGCAGCAACAGCGCAACCAACAAAGAGCACUUGAUAUUGAAUAAUAUUAAAUAUAUAAAUAAAUACUGUUUUCACGUUUGGAGUUGU
Messenger RNA from Drosophila miranda, 1642 nucleotides. Its product is annotated as unconventional myosin-XVIIIa-like. NCBI's taxonomy places the organism in Eukaryota, Metazoa, Arthropoda, Insecta, Diptera, Drosophilidae. The record is from RefSeq and is a predicted model, not a curated record. The transcript has 9 exons. Bases 16 to 1533 code for a protein of 505 amino acids.